UCUUUCUCUCUCUCUCCUAAAACCCGGACCGGAACAGACGAAUUGCUGAGAUGUGGCGACGAGGCGUUCAGACUUUGCGGCGAUGCGGCGGCAGCGGCAGCGGCGGCCCCGCCGCUUCCCUGCCCCUGCGCUCCUUCGACCUAAGAUCCCUGUCUUCCGGAGCUGCCUCCGCCGUGGACUCCAUCAUCCUUCGCUCGCUCAAGGAACACUACAUCGAGGUUUCCAAGAUGAAUCCGCCGCCGAAAGUGAAUCCACCUUCGGCCUACUCUAUUGUGAAGGGCGCGCUGGACCGGGAUGGUCCCGUCCUCCGCAGAACCUACAAGGAGGAGGAGAUCACGAUAUCCGUGAUGCGACUUGAGAACAUCAUGCCCUCUGGUGUCGGUGAUGACGAUGGCGACGACUCGAUCAACCAGCUGUUCCUCCAUGUCGAUGUGUCCAAGCCUGGGCGGGAGGAAUCAAUUCAGUUCCUUUGCGGGUUGUAUCCAGAUGUCGUCGGGAUACAUGCCGUGCGCCUUCGACCCAAUGUCUCGGAGCCCGCUGGACGGAGCAAUAUGGCCAAGUAUCAGGAACGCGUGUUUCAGGAACUAGACCAAAAGGUCAGGGAUGCAUUCCAUAUUUUCAUAGAGACGCGCGGUAUCGACGAGAAGCUUUUCCCAUUUCUGCAAGCUUGGAUGUAUGUGAAAGAUCAUAGAAACCUCAUUCGCUGGUUCAAAGACGUGGGCUCCUUUAUCAAUGAAUCGGAACCCGCCUGAGCUGCAAAUUUCUUGCUCAUGGUAAUGUUAGCGACCGGAAGGCACAUUUAGGUUGCUAUUUCCUUUCCUUUUCGCGAAUUAACUGAAAAGGAUAUAUGAUAUGUAGGAAGGCUAUCUAUUCUUGUUGUAAGAACUUCGAAGAAAAAUAAUCUUUUUGUUGUUGUUUUGGUUUUUGAACUGCUUUGUUUCUGGUUGACUAGAAGAGAAACAGGAUAGUUAAUUGGUCAUA
Zingiber officinale is the source of this 981-nucleotide messenger RNA. RefSeq lists its product as uncharacterized. The record is from RefSeq and is a predicted model, not a curated record. The coding region runs from base 51 to 752 and encodes 233 amino acids. Lineage: Eukaryota; Viridiplantae; Streptophyta; Magnoliopsida; Zingiberales; Zingiberaceae. Gene Ontology annotation, cellular component: mitochondrial matrix. The transcript has 3 exons.